This is a messenger RNA of Mugil cephalus (flathead mullet), 3036 nucleotides long. RefSeq names its product VPS53 subunit of GARP complex (gene vps53). The transcript is spliced from 22 exons. The record is from RefSeq and is a predicted model, not a curated record. Gene Ontology annotation, biological process: retrograde transport, endosome to Golgi. Gene Ontology annotation, cellular component: GARP complex. NCBI's taxonomy places the organism in Eukaryota, Metazoa, Chordata, Actinopteri, Mugiliformes, Mugilidae. The coding region runs from base 16 to 2634 and encodes 872 amino acids.
AUGUAAUAAUCAAAAAUGGAUUCCGAUUUUCGACAGUCAUUAAAUGCAACGCUUCCCGUCGCGUCAUGUGACCAGUAUCCCAGAAUCCUCCUCACCAGGAAGUGGAAUGCCGGAGAGUUCUCUGGUGUUGUUUUGACGAUGAUGGAGGAAGAAGAAUUUGAAUUUGCAGAAGACUUGGAGGCUAUUUUGCAUCUAACGCCAGAGGUGCAGCUAGCCAUUGAACAGGUUUUCCCCAGCCAAGACCCACUGGACAGAGCAGACUUCAAUGCAGUGGAAUACAUCAACACACUUUUCCCCACCGAGCAGUCUUUGGCUAAUAUUGAUGAUGUGGUGAACAAGAUUCGGCUGAAGAUUCGACGUCUGGAUGACGACAUCAGGACGGUGGUGAGAGGUCAGACCAACGUGGGCCAGGAUGGGAGACAGGCUUUGGAGGAGGCCCAGAUUGCCAUCCAGCAGCUCUUUGGCAAAAUCAAAGACAUUAAAGACAAGGCUGAGAAGUCUGAACAAAUGGUCAAGGAGAUUACGAGGGACAUAAAGCAGCUGGACCAUGCCAAGCGCCACCUCACUACUUCCAUCACCACCCUCAACCACCUGCACAUGCUCGCAGGAGGAGUCGACUCUUUAGAAGCCAUGACCAGAAAGAGGCAGUACGGCGAGGUGGCCAACUUGCUGCAGGGAGUGGUCAAUGUUCUUGAACAUUUCCACAAGUAUAUGGGCAUACCCCAGAUCAGGCAGCUUUCUGAGAGAGUUAAGGCAGCACAGAGUGAGCUAGGGACUCAGAUCCUGGCAGACUUUGAAGAGGCCUUCCCCGCUCAGGGUUCCAAGAGAACGGGUGGACCCAGUAAUGUGCUGAGAGACGCCUGCCUGGUGGCAAAUGUGCUGGACCCACGGAUCAAACAGGAGAUCAUCAAGAAGUUCAUCAGGCAACACCUCUCAGAGUACCUGGUCCUCUUCCAGGAAAAUCAGGACGUUGCUUGGCUGGACAAGAUCGAUCGGCGCUACGCCUGGAUCAAGCGUCAGCUGCUGGACUAUGAAGAAAAAUAUGGACGUAUGUUUCCUGAAGAAUGGUGCAUGACGGAGCGUAUUGCUGUGGAGUUCUGCCACAUAACCAGGGUGGAGCUAGCCAAAGUGAUGCGGACACGGGCUAAAGAGAUUGAGGUGAAGCUGCUUCUCUUUGCCAUUCAGAGGACCACAAACUUCGAAGGUUUACUGGCGAAACGCUUCACGGGAUGCACCUUGACGGACGUACCUGGAUAUAAAAAGCCAGAGAGCCCACUGGACCCAACCAACCCCUUUCUUGAGGAUGAGCCAGGAGAAGACGGGGCCGCAGAAAAGGAUGAAGACCUUGCUAAGCCCAGGAAGCCCAAAGCCCCAGACAACCCUUUCCACGGCAUUGUCUCAAAGUGCUUUGAACCUCAUCUAUAUGUCUACAUUGAAUCCCAGGACAAGAACCUGGGUGAACUGAUUGACCGGUUUGUGGCCGAUUUCCGAGCGCAAGGCCCACCCAAGGCGGGCACGGAGGAGGGCGGAGCCGUCCUGCCCAGCUGCGCUGACCUUUUUGUCUAUUACAAGAAGUGUAUGGUACAGUGCUCCCAGCUCAGCACUGGAGAACCGAUGAUCGCCCUCUCAACCAUCUUCCAGAAGUUCCUGAGAGAGUAUGCUUGGAAGAUCCUCUCUGGCAACCUACCAAAAUCCAGCACUAACAGCGGGGGUCUCACCAUCAGCAGCCUGCUGAAGGAAAAAGAAGUCUCCGAGGCGGCGAAGUUCACCGUGGACGAGCUCUGUCUCAUCUGUAGCAUUCUUAGCACUGCGGAGUACUGCCUGGCUACCACUCAACAGUUGGAAGAGAAGCUAAAGGAGAAAGUAGAUAAAAUCUUGGUGGAACGAAUUAACUUGACCGGGGAGAUGGAUACGUUCAGCACUGUGAUCUCAAACAGCAUCCAGCUGCUUGUUCAAGAUCUCGAUGCCGCCUGUGAUCCCGCUCUGACUGCCAUGAGCAAGAUGCCGUGGCAGAGUGUGGAGCACGUCGGUGACCAGAGUCCUUACGUGACGUCCAUUAUCAUGCACAUUAAGCAAAAUGUGCCAAUCAUCAGAGACAAUCUCGCCUCCACGCGCAAAUACUUCACACAAUUCUGCAUCAAGUUCACAAAUUCUUUUAUUCCAAAAUUCAUCAACCACUUGUUUAGAUGUAAGCCCAUCAGCAUGGUGGGAGCUGAGCAACUCCUCCUCGACACUCACUCCCUGAAGACCGUCUUGUUGGAUCUGCCCUCCAUAGGCUCCCAGGUGCUCCGCAAGGCUCCUGCCAGCUACACCAAGAUCGUGGUGAAAGGCAUGACGCGUGCCGAGAUGAUACUUAAGGUGGUGAUGGCCCCACAUGAACCGCCAGUGGUGUUUGUUGAUAACUACAUCAAGCUUCUUGCUGAUGGGAAUCCCGAGACCUUCCAGAAGAUUCUGGAUAUGAAGGGUCUGAAACGCAGCGAACAGAGCAGCAUGCUGGAUCUCUUCAGGCAAAGGCUACCCACCCCGCCCUCCGGGGCCGACGGCGGCCCCUCUCUGUCCUUCAGCACCCCCACCCCUGAGCAAGAGUCCUCCCGCAUCCGCAAACUGGAGAAGCUCAUCAAGAAGAGACUGUGAACAGACGCACACUGAAGUUAAAAAGACUGUCGGCCGGGCCGGGCUUUGACACUUUUUGCGGGUUUUCAUCUCCUCCAUCCUCCAUUCAGUUAUCGAGGGGGAAUUAGAGAAGGAGGAGGAAGUUGACUGAGUUGUUCUGUCGGAGCUGGUGCUGGAUUAUAAGGAAACUUCCUCAACUGUUUCUUGACGCUGUUACGUACGCCUUGCACUUCUGUAGUUUUCCAUCUUUCUUUUCAUGACACUAACAUCUGAGCUUUUGUAACAUUUGUUGCACUCUGAAGACCGAAUGUAGUGUUAAAUAAUUCUGCUCAGAGGGCUGCUGCUCCUCUGCAACAUAUCUAAUUUCAGAAUAAUUACAGGAAGCCUGAUCUUAAUUAAAGUUGAUGUUUUUUUUUUUUUUUA